CGCGGCAGCGAACAGCUGUUUUUGGAAAUUGUUUUGUUUUCCAAUAAAAAUUUUGAAUUAGCGAAUGAAGAUAACAAUUUCACCACCCGAUAAGCUAAAAACUGACCUUGAAUAAGUACGUGUGAUCGUGAUCUGUGCAGGUUUAACUAAUAAGUACAUAAACCCUACAAAAACAGUGAAGUUGCUGCAAAUAGUUCGCAGGAUGAGCCAGGAAACCUCUGUGGAGAACCUUUCGGCACUUCGCCUGAAGUACCGUGAGCGCAAGGAUGCCUUUCUGGAGGAGAACAUCGAUGUGAAAAAUCCAUUUUCUGUCUUUCGCGAUUGGCUAGAGUUGGCUUUAAAAACUCCGGAGAUACUGGAGCCCAAUGCCGCUGCUUUGGCCACCGUGAGUCCCGCGGGGAAGCCAUCCAAUCGAUAUGUUCUGGUCAAAGAAGCCACCGCCGAGGGAUUCACCUUCUUCACCAACUACGGCAGUCGCAAAGCGGAGGAGAUCAAGUCCAAUCCCAACGUGGCCAUAUCCUUUUACUGGCUGCCUUUGCGUCGCAGUGUCCGCAUCGAGGGCGUGGCAGAGAAGAUUCCGGUGGAGGACUCGCUCAAGUACUUCCACCAACGACCCAGGGCCAGUCAAAUUGGAGCCGCUGCCAGUCCGCAAAGCCAGCGGAUUCCCUCGCGUGGCUACUUGGAUGAAGUAGAGGCGGAAAUCAAGGCGAAACUGGGUCCCGACGGAGAGGUUCCCUUGCCCAACUGGGGCGGCUACCUAGUGCGUCCCGACCUCAUCGAAUUUUGGCAAGGCCAGACCGACCGCCUUCACGAUCGCAUUCGUUUCAGACGAGGCAAUGGAGUGGAAUCCGAGGUCGAUGGGAAACUGGUCCACAAGGGGGAGGAUGGCUGGGUCUACGAGCGGCUCGCUCCAUAAGCACAGGAAUCGGCAGUUACGCAACGGUUGCAUUCACUAUGUCUUCCAAAUGUAGAUGAAUUAUGAAUUAUCGUAGAAAUUGAGCGCAUUUUAAAGCUUUUUUGAGAAUAAAUGUAAACCCAGAAAGACGGGAAAUAUCUCAAUUAA
Molecule: messenger RNA, 1063 nt
Organism: Drosophila ficusphila
Lineage: Eukaryota; Metazoa; Arthropoda; Insecta; Diptera; Drosophilidae
Gene: sgll
Product: pyridoxine/pyridoxamine 5'-phosphate oxidase
Exons: 2
Coding region: 203-916 (237 amino acids)
Biological process (GO): pyridoxine biosynthetic process; pyridoxal 5'-phosphate biosynthetic process
Molecular function (GO): pyridoxamine phosphate oxidase activity; FMN binding
Source: RefSeq, a predicted model, not a curated record